Molecule: messenger RNA, 4380 nt
Organism: Salpingoeca rosetta
Lineage: Eukaryota; Choanoflagellata; Craspedida; Salpingoecidae
Product: P-glycoprotein
Exons: 20
Coding region: 324-3998 (1224 amino acids)
Biological process (GO): transmembrane transport
Cellular component (GO): membrane
Molecular function (GO): ABC-type transporter activity; ATP binding; ATP hydrolysis activity
Source: RefSeq, a predicted model, not a curated record
AGAUAAUUGAACAAAGACUUCAUUGGAAAUUCAAGCCAAACAAGAGGAAGGAGGACACCCGAAUCGUCAUCAUGCCAUGCAAGAGUGACGCCACAGCGUGUGUAACAGAACCACGAACCACAACAACCAUCUCAAGAACGCCCGUUCACUCCACUGGCCACUGGUGGCUGUGAGCUUCCACAACACGUAACCUAUGCACACACACACACACACACCCGCCCCCGAAAACGUGUGCCACGCAUGAAGGUGUACAUUCAUUUUCCCCACGUGCUGAUGUGAUACGGCCUUUCAAAGGAAGAAGGGAGCAACCCUUGCCAGCCAGCAUGAGUGACAAAGACGCACGUGACGCUGAAGUCUCGCAGGUCCACGAGGACGACAGCAACAACGAUGACUCCCAACAAGCACCGACUAUGAAGCCCGUGGGCUACUUUGAGCUGUACCGUUUCGCUGACGCACUCGACUGGGUUUUCAUCGUCGUUGGAUCCAUUUGCGCACUCGUCCAUGGCAGCCUCACCCCAGCAUUUGUCGUGUUUUUUGGAGACGUCAUUGACAGCUUCAGCGCCACCGCAGACCAGAGUAAGCUACUGGACAGCGUGGCAGACGCCAGUGUGAUCAUCAUGUACUUGUCCUGCGGAGCUGCUGUGACCUCGUACGUGCAAGUGGCGGCGUUCACGCUGGCCGCUGAGCGCCAGAGCCUGCGCAUCCGCAAGCUGUACUUCAAGGCCCUCGUGCGCCAGGAGAUGGCCUGGUACGACCAGCAGAAGACCGGCGCCCUCUCCUCCCGCAUCUCCAGCGACGUUCCCCAGAUCCAAGAGGCGCUCGGCGACAAGGUCGCCAGCUUCCUCCAGUUCCUCGGCAUGUUCCUCGCUGGAUACGUUGUAGGCUUUGUGUAUGGCUGGAAACUGACGCUGGUCACCACGGGCAUGGUCCCUCUCAUCGCCAUUGGCUCGGCAAUCAUGGGCAAGUACAUUGCACAGGCGUCCUCGGGCGGGCAGGGCUUCUACGCAGCGGCGGGCAGCGUUGCAGACGAAGUGAUUCGCAUGAUCCGCACCGUCAUUGCCUUUGACACGCAGGACCGCGAGGUGGAGCGCUACCACAAGGAGCUCGAGGGCGCAUGCAAGGCCGGCGAGCGCGGUGGUCUCAUCCAGGGCUGUGGGGUGGGCUUCACGCUGAUGCUCACCUUCCUCACCUACGCGGUGGCGUUCUGGUUUGGGUCCUACCUUGUUGGGGAGGAGGAGCUGACAACUGGGCAGGUGUUGACGGUGUUCUUCUCAGUCAUCAUCGCAGCCACAUCGAUUGGCCAGGCAACGCCCAACAUCAAGGUGAUGGCUGCUGGCCGCGGUGCUGCGCGCGCCAUCUUCGACAUCAUUGACCGCCCGUCCGAGAUUGACUCGCUGUCCGAGGAAGGCACUGUGCCCUCCAAACUCACGGGCCACAUCCGCUUCAAGGACGUCGACUUCACCUACCCGACCCGCCCUGACGAGCAGAUCCUGCACAAGCUCAACAUCGAGGUGAAGCCGCAGGAGACGGUGGCGCUGGUCGGCGCGUCCGGCUGCGGAAAGUCCACGACCGUCGCCAUGCUGGAGCGCUUCUACGACCCGACGGCAGGCAGCAUUGAGCUCGACGGAACAGACAUCCGCAAGCUCAACAUCCAGUGGCUGCGGUCACAGAUUGGCCUGGUGAGCCAGACCCCGGUGCUGUUCCCCACCACCAUCGCAGACAACAUUGCGCUUGGCAAGGACGAUGCAACAGAGCACGAGGUCCACAGCGCCGCAAGGAUGGCGAAUGCGCACGACUUCAUCAUGGCGCUGCCAGACGGAUACAACACCAUGGUCGGCGACUCCGGCACACAGCUCUCCGGCGGACAGCGGCAACGCAUUGCCAUUGCUCGCGCUCUCAUCAAAGCCCCAAACAUCCUCCUCCUCGACGAAGCAACCAGCGCGCUGGACAACGAGAGCGAGGCGAUUGUGAAGGAGGCGCUUGACCGGGCAUCGACCGGCCGCACCACCAUCAUGAUUGCGCACCGCCUGUCCACGGUGUUCUCUGCAGACAAGAUUGUAGUGAUUGACCACGGGCGUGUGGUGGAGGCUGGCUCGCCGCAGGAGCUGCUUGACCAGCAGGGCGCCUUCUACCGCAUGGUGCAGGCACAGCACGGCCACAGCGGCGACGACAACGGCAGCAGCGCCAACAAGAACGCAAACCUGCGUGGUCGCAUGUCCCUCGACGCGGGCAAGGCGGCCAGCAAGCUGCUGACAGAAGAGCUCGACAUGAGCGACAGCAGCAAACCAGCGGCGCUGGCAAAUGCGUCAUCGUCGCUCUCCUCAGCACAGAACACCAAGGCGGUGGAGGUGAAGCUGACGGCGGACAUGGACGAGUCCGGUGACAACGACAGCGAGGAGGCGCCAAAGGUUGACCGCAGCAUGGUGGGCUGGGCCUUUGAGCUGAACCGGAAGGAGCUGCCACAACUGCUGUCCGGGAGCACGUGCGCAGCGCUGGAGGGCCUGUUGUCCGCAGCCAACGCCGUGCUGCUGGCAGAGCUGGUUGGCGUGCUCAACGACGACAACAGUCAGAAGCGCGUGAAUGCGUUUGCGGGCGCCUUUGUUGGCAUGGCUGUGCUGAUGUUCUUCGUGCAAGUGGGCAAGUUCCACUUUCUGGCGAUUGCCGGUGAGCGGCUGACGAUGCGGUUGCGCGACAUGGUGUUCCGAGUGAUGGUGAGCAAGUCUGCCGGGUGGUACGAUGACCCGCGCCACUCCCGCGGCAUUCUCACCACGCGCCUGUCGUCCGACGCCUCUGCUGUUCGCGGCGCUCUCGGCGACCAGCUCGGCGUUGCCGUCCGCAUUGCAUUCACAGUGAUUGGGUGCAUGACGGCUGCCUGUAUCUACUGCUGGCGCGUCGCACUCGUCGUCCUUGCCACAUUUCCCAUCAUCAUUCUCAGCGCAUCCAUUGAAUAUAAGUUGAUCAGCGGCUUCUCAACGGGCAAGGCCUUUGAGCGCUCUGGGAAGUUUGCCAGUCUCGCUGUCGAGGAAGUUCGCACCGUCGCCUCCCUUGGUCGACUGGACACAUUUGUUCAAGACUAUGCUCACACGCUUGAGGCUCCUGCCGCCAUCAUGCGAAGGAAGGCACACAUUCAGGGCCUUGUUUUUGGCUUCUUUGAAUUUAGUGUAUUUUCCGUGUGGGCGCUCGGCUUCUGGUACGGUAGUCGGAUUGUUGACAAUGGCCACUGCACCUUCAAUCACAUGUUUGCAGCACAAGUGUCCAUUAUCUUCAUGGGAGUAUUGACCGGACAAGCAAGCGCUCUCGCACCGAGUGCUGCCAAGGCAAAGCAAGCGGCUGGUCGCCUGUACACGAUGAUCGAGACACACAAGGAGGAACAAGAGGCCGAGGCGGAGAAGAAGUACGUGCGGCCCGAGAUUACGGGUCGCGUUGAGUUCAAGGACGUCGACUUUGUGUACCCGACGCGCCCCGAUGCGCAGGUGCUGUCCAAGCUGAACCUGUCGGUGGAGGCCGGCAAGACGAUUGCCCUGGUCGGCCAGAGCGGGUGUGGCAAGAGUACGAUGAUUUCGCUGAUUGAGCGGUUCUACUCGCCCGUUGGCGGCAAGAUCCUUGUGGACGGCGUGGACGCGGAGAAGAUUGACCCGGGCCACCUCAGGAAACACAUUGCCCUCGUCACCCAGCAGCCUGAGCUGUUUGCGUCUUCCAUCAAGGAGAACAUUGCAUACGGCAUCCCCGAAGACGUGCCCAUGGAGCGCAUUGAGGAUGCGGCGCGAAAGGCCAAUGCCUAUGAUUUCAUCCAGGAGUUUCAGGACAAGUUUGACACGCUCGUUGGCGAGAAGGGCGCGCAGCUCUCCGGUGGACAGCGCCAGCGCAUUGCUGUUGCGCGUGCACUGGUGAGGGCAGACGACAUCAAGAUUUUGCUGCUGGACGAAGCUUCCGCUGCCCUGGACACCAAGAGCGAAAUGCUCGUGCACGAGGCCUUGGACAGGACGAUUGUGAUAUGAGCAGGCAGAAUGUGAAAGGCUUGGUUGCUUCUGUUGUGUUGUGUACGUGUACUUGGUGGUGUGUUUGUGUGUGCACUUGUAAGGAACGAUGGGUGCGUUGAGGGCGCAGCUGUCAAUGCUGUAACUGUGGUCGCACUUGAAUUGAAGGACUUGGCGUUGAUCUAGGCGCAUUCGCAUGCAACUCGUGCUGAUUGGGUUUGCGUUGGCCACUUUGUGAAACUUGCAAGCAACAAAGGUGUGCUGUUCGUUUUGAGGCUGAUGUUCGCUUCUGCUUCGUAAAUUUGCUUGCUGAUAUGCAACAGAACACUCUGCUGGUACUUGGGGACUUGUCGAACGGAAACACAUUGUAAUGUGGUGGCCAGUAACGGAAAAUCAGAGAAAG